Halteromyces radiatus is the source of this 1533-nucleotide messenger RNA. Its product is annotated as catalase. Gene Ontology annotation, molecular function: heme binding; catalase activity. Lineage: Eukaryota; Fungi; Mucoromycota; Mucoromycetes; Mucorales; Cunninghamellaceae. Gene Ontology annotation, cellular component: cytoplasm; peroxisome; mitochondrion. The coding region runs from base 22 to 1467 and encodes 481 amino acids. Gene Ontology annotation, biological process: hydrogen peroxide catabolic process; response to hydrogen peroxide. The record is from RefSeq and is a predicted model, not a curated record. The transcript is spliced from 4 exons.
AAAAAAAUAUUUACUUUAAAUAUGUCAAACAUUUUAACUACAUCAAACGGUAAUCCUGUGGAAAACGAUCAAACAUCACAAACAGCCGGUGAAUGGGGUCCUGUGCUUAUCCAAGAUUUCCAUUUUAUUGAUAAAAUCUCUCAUUUUGAUCGUGAAAGAAUUCCUGAACGCGUAGUUCAUGCCAAAGGUGCUGGUGCUCAUGGUUAUUUCGAGGUGACACAUGAUACUACUCAUCUCACAAAGGCCAAGUUUCUAAACAAGGUUGGAAAAAAAACACCUCUUUUUGCAAGAUUUUCAACUGUAGGUGGUGAAAAAGGUAGUGCUGAUACUGCUCGUGAUCCUCGUGGAUUUGCUGUCAAGUUCUAUACGGAAGAAGGUAAUUGGGACAUGGUUGGCAACAAUACACCUGUAUUCUUUAUACGUGAUCCAUCCAAAUUUCCUGAUUUUAUUCAUACACAAAAACGUCAUCCUCAAACAAACCUCAAGGACGCAAAUAUGUUUUGGGAUUUUUUAUCACUGGUGCCAGAGUCUAUUCAUCAAGUCACCAUCCUCUUCUCCAACCGUGGUACUCCUUAUGGUUAUCGUCAUAUGAAUGGUUAUUCAUCCCACACAUUCUCCUUAGUCAAUGAAAAGAAUCAAGUGCAUUAUGUCAAAUUCCACUUCAAGACCGCGCAAGGAAUAAAAAAUCUCAAGGCAAACGAAGCUGAUGCAUUGGCCUCCUCCGAUCCUGAUUUUGCUACUCGAGAUUUAUUUGAUGCUAUUGAUAAAGGUGAUCAUCCCGCUUGGAACGUUUUUAUUCAAGUCAUGGAACAAAAGGAUGCAAAAUCAUACCGCUGGAACCCAUUUGAUGUUACCAAAGUCUGGCCCCACAAGGAUUAUCCUUUGCAACCUAUAGGAAGAAUGGUACUCAAUCGUAAUCCAGAAAAUUACUUUGCCGAAACUGAACAAGCAGCCUUCUCUCCUUCUCAUUUGGUCCCUGGUAUCGACGUCUCCCCUGAUCGAAUGUUGCAAGGUCGAUUAUUCUCUUAUCCCGAUACUCAUCGUCAUCGUCUUGGUGUUAAUUAUCAACAAAUUCCUAUCAAUCGACCUCUUAGUGGUAUAAAGAAUUAUCAACGAGAUGGAUUUAUGGCUGUGAACGGAAAUCAAGGAAGUGGACCGAAUUAUGGUCCCAAUUCAUUCGAUGGACCACAACAAAACAAUAUCUAUGGAACCACGUUUGUCAGUCAAGCACUCCAGGGUGAAACCGGUCGAUUUACUUAUGCACUGACGGAUGAUGAUUUUGCCCAGGCUGGUACCUUGUAUCGUCUUCAAUCCGAGGAAGAAAAGACAGAUUUGAUCAACAAUAUUGCUGGACACAUCAGUCAUGCGAAAAAAGAAAUCCGUGAUCGUCAAAUUGCUCAUUUCAAGCGUGCUGAUCCUGAAUAUGGUCAACGUGUGGAAGACGCUGUCAACAACUUGGUAGGAUAGAUUUAUUCCCCAUCUCCUAUUUUAUUUUUAUCGUUAGUAUCAUUUUUAUUAUUAUUAUUAUUUGAU